Molecule: messenger RNA, 2561 nt
Organism: Anguilla anguilla (European eel)
Lineage: Eukaryota; Metazoa; Chordata; Actinopteri; Anguilliformes; Anguillidae
Product: glypican-5-like
Exons: 9
Coding region: 354-2168 (604 amino acids)
Biological process (GO): cell migration; positive regulation of canonical Wnt signaling pathway; regulation of protein localization to membrane
Cellular component (GO): extracellular region; plasma membrane; cell surface
Source: RefSeq, a predicted model, not a curated record
GAGAGAGAGAGAGAGGCAUGCAAGUAGUUCAGCAAGCCUACUCUCGCGCUUAGCAGUAGAAACGGGACAGCAAGGAAACCAGUGUUCAAUAUUGUUUUUCCAUAGGAUUUUAACUCCAAGAAAGCGAUUUCUAGUCUACCCUUCUGAACUCCACUAUGUGAAAAUCCGUCAGAGACCGUUUUUGAAGACAAGGGCUAACCGUUCUUAACCGUUCAACAGCUCUCUCUCUCGCUCUCUCUUUCUCUCUCUCUCACUCUCUCUCUCUCAGUUGUUUAAUUAAUACACAAUUUACCAUAUUGGCAUAGCUAUCUCUUCCACAUACUUCCUGGAUAUCUGUGGAUUGACAUGCUGCAAUGUCCCGAGGAAUACUUUCACGCGUUAACCUUUGGUGGAUUUUGGUGUCAUCCACGCUGCUGGCGAAUGUGUCCAGUGUAAACGCGCAUAGCUGCCAUGAAGUGAAAACGGCUUUCCAGCUACACCACAUUGGUCCAUUGAAAUGGGUACCCGAAACACCUGGGACAGAUGUGCAGCUACAGAUCUGCCAGCACAGCGGCCCCACCUGCUGCACCCGUAAGAUGGAGGAGAGCUACAGAGUGGCUGUCCAGGCUGAGACCCUGCAGAGCAUUGCCUCCUACAGCUAUGAUGUCAAAUACCUCUUAACCAGCCACGCCACUGCCUUCCAGGAUACCCUCCAGUCUGUGGUGUCCUUCUCCAAGAGUCACGUCAGCUCUCUGUUCGACAGCUCCUACCCGGCCCUGGCCUCGGAUGCCAGCGGCCCCGUCGGCGAGCUCUUCUCCGACCUCUCGCUGUUCAUCCGCGGCGGCAACGCCACCGUGGAGUCGGCCGUCCACCGCUUCUACGACGGCCUCUUCCCGGCGGUGUACCGGCGGCUGCUGAGGCCCGGGACGGCCGAGCCCAGCGCGGAGCGGGACGACUGCCUCCGCAUGACCCGGCAGGACGUCAACCCGUUCGGGCCGCACCCGGGCGAGCUGGCGCAGGAGCUGGCGCGGGCCCUGCAGGCGGGGCGGGCCCUGAGCCGGGCGCUGGGCGCGGGCGAGGAGGCCAUGGACGCGGUGGAGCGGGCGGGGCUGUCGCGGGAGUGCGCCCGGGCGCUGGUGCGCAUGCAGUACUGCUCGCACUGCCGCGGGCUCACGCUCAUCAAGCCCUGCGUGGGCUACUGCCUCAACGUGAUGCGCGGCUGCCUGGCCGGCCUGUCGGAGCUGGACCGGCCCUGGCGCCGCUACUUCGCCGUGCUGCAGGACGCCGGCGGCUCCAUGGCGGGGGCGCACGACCUGGAGCUGGCCCUGCUGGGCGUCCGCUCCCAGGUCGCCAGGGCCGUGGAGUACGCCCUGCUGCACAGGCCCCGCCUCGUCGCCACGGUGGACAAAGUGUGCGGGCAGCCCACGGGAACGGACACGACCGUAAGCCCCACGCCUGACACGGCUACUUCGCCCGCGAUCUCCGCGGCUCCAUCUCUACCACCGACUCAGGCCCCGCUGGGCCGAUUGGCCCAUUUAAGGAGCUCCUUACCUCUGAAAUCCUCCAAGAAAGAUGAACCUGAAGGUCUCAAAAAGAUAUCUAGAGAGUUACUGCGCUACAUUCAGAACUACAAGUCCUUCUUCUCGAGCCUGCCUGACUUGCUGUGUGAAGGGGAGAUGGUGGUGGACGACUUCACCUGUUGGAGUGGCGAUGAUGUCGUGGAGACUUUGAGUUAUAGCACCCGUGUGGUAGACAGUGGCCUGCAGGCCCAGAGACAGAACCCAGAGGUCAAAGUGCGGAGUAUCGACGCCGUGCUGACUGAAGCGAAGGAGAUGCUGGAGCGCUUCAACCAGGAGAUGGAGGACAGCUCGCCCGGGUGGGGGACCCGAGGGGCGCUGAUGGAGGCCGGCAGCGGGGUGGCGGAGGGCAGCGCCGACUGCGACGACGAGGACGGGUGCCGAGGCUCUGGGGAAGGGAACGUGGAGACCGCCCGUGAGGAGCAGAUUGUCUCCAGUAAAGGGGUCUCUCAGGAGCAGGAGCCCCCACGCCGGUCCACGCCCAACCCCCCUCGGCAGCUCAUCCCCAAUGCGAAGGGCAGUGCCCCCGCGACCUGCAUGGCACCGCCCGCCCUGGUCCUGCUCCUCCUCCUCCUUCUGUCCACCCUGGGGUCGCAGUGGACCCUGCUCUAAGCCCCUCCCCCCUGAACCCCAGGCCACUCCCCUCCACACGCAGUGUGGGCCACGCCUCCAGAGCACGGGACUGGACUGGAGGGGGACGAGGAACAGGAGGAUGGGUGGGGGAGCGGUCGCUUACGGGACAGACUGUGGGUCGUGCUGCAGUGUGCGUGAGCUCCAGAGGCCGGUUGGCUCUUAUCCCGCUACUUCUCUUUGGGCUGUUCUGCGUUAGCUUGGGAACUCAGUGCCUCUCGGGCUGAUUUAAGGCCUAUUGUUUGCUCUUCAGCUGCUGUACUGUAAUUCCUCACUGUAAUGGACUGCAUCUGUCCCCCUCAGCGCACACAUACGCACACACACACACACACACACACACACACACACACACAUACACACACACACACACAUAUA